CAUUUAGGGUCCUGGCGCGGGGGGCGCGGGCUGGCACAUGCGCAGUGCCGUGGAGCACGGUGCCCUCCCGUCCCGCCUCAGGCUUUAGCGCUUCUUGCGGCAGGGAGUGAGGGAGAGGCAGGGACCGAGGGAGGGGCAGGGAGAGCCUCCUCUGCUCGACUCUGUCCCUCGCUGUUACGCCGAGCCUUCGCCGUGGGCCGCCCCCGCCACACCUCCCGCAGCAGAACUUUCGGCCUGUGGUGUCGAAAUGCCGCUCCUGCGAAGAGCCGCCAGAAUGUCGGCCUUGGCACCGCGGUGCGCUCGGUCUGCGCAGCCCGCGGAGAAAGCGCGGCUCUGCCCGCGGCGCCGAGCUCCCUCUCUCCCUCCUUCCCUCUUCUUCUCCCUCCCUUCCUCCCGCUAGGACUGCGCAGGACGGCAGCAGCCACCGCUCGAACAGCAGUGGGAGAGUAGAUGGUGUUUUUCUUUGCCCUCUCCGUUACACCAUUCCACGUUAAUUUAGUGCUGUGGGAGUUCACCCUUUCAGGGCGGAAGAGACGUGACGGAGCAGUGCUGGCACAGUCUCCCCCGGCCUGCAGCGAGGCGCUGUGCUGAGAGCCACGGCCAAACCAUGCCAGGGAGCGUGCUGGCGUCCCGGGAGUGUGGGCAAUAGCCUGCCAGCACAGGGCAGCCUGGCUUGGGUUUUUGUUUGCCUCUGUAAACGUGACCUCUCAGUUGCUUCCGCUAAGACAGUGUCCCAGUGAUCACAGUUACCAGACUGUUACUAGACCAGAAAUAAUGCAUGAGUCUUCAGCUGUGUUCAGGUACUACUAACUCAAGAUGAGUGUUCUGGGGUCAACAUACUCUGUCAUCAGUGGAAGCACUAUUAUAUACUGUGUUAUUAUCUAACAAAUAACACUUGCACACUGAUAAAUAGAACAAGCUGUACUUUUUAAUUUUGAAAGAAGUGACUUGCAUGUUGAUUCAUAUACAAGUGCCUGGCUAUAUAUCUAUCUGAAGUGGAGCUAAAACCAUGCCUCAACAAAAAAUCCCCAUCUUGAUAUUUCCCUGUUGGCUGAUUUAGAUUUCUUGUUCAAGGGUAAGUCCCACUUGGAGGCAGGUGUGCAACUUACCUGUCCAGGGAUGUUAGGCCCAGGAAUGGGGUUCAGAGCACUGGUUCUGUGCUUGGAUUCCCUGGAUUACUCCAAGAGCAGCCAGCUUAAGCUUGUACAAACACAAUUGCUAUUACCAUGUAAUGCUGUGUGUAGUCUCUUACUUUACAAAAUGCAAUAAUGGAGUAAUAAACCCUUGUAAACAAAAAACUGACAAAGACACCAGCAUCCUAGAUUAAACAACCUUAGCAUCUGCAAAAUGCAGCCCAUCAUGUUUUCUAACAUUUGUGGACUUUCCACUAAAUUUAUGAUAGCCAGAAAACUGAUUGUUCAGUGCUCACUUUUGUCCCAAGUCACUCUUCUUUCCUAGUAUUAAUCCAAUGAAUGGGAAAAACUGUUCAGCUCAUACUGAUGGCCAGGAUUAGUAUUUAUAGAGAUUUGGUUUGGCUAAACAACAGUGAUCAGGACCUGAUUGAAGAAUACCAAAAAGAAAAAUAACAUGGAAUCGUCUCCUCAGUCCAGCAGUAUGCAUCAGUUUAUACCGAGAAGCCACUCAUGAGAGGGAGAAAGAGCAGGUGAUGUGUGGGUGGAUCAAAACAUGACUGUUCAGAGCAUUAAUGAAUAAAGAUGAGACUAUCUGCAGCUUCUGAUCUCCACAUUGUGAGUGUUAAACAGACCAGGAUGCUGCAUAAGAGCAACAAGAAAAAAAGGUAUAGAUAGAUGUUUCCUCUUGGACACUGAAUUUAUGUUAGGAGAAGGAUGUAGAGUGAUUAAUGUGCCUGGUACCCAAUAAUGCCUGGUACUCAAAAUAUCUGACAGGUUUUUAAGAACCACUGUGGACCUGUGGUCUUUAAAAGAAGUUGUCACUACUAAGUAAUGCAAUUAAGAAGGUUCUUACUCCAUUCAGUCUCAGAAUGGGCAUGAUGAAGAAGUGGAAAGAAUAAAUUAGUCAGACAUGUAACAAAAGUAUCCCAACAGCAAUAGGAUGCUAUGAGAAUAUGAAGUCUCAUGAAUAUGUUGGAAGAAGUACAGAAAAUGCAGUAAUUAUAUUUUCAUACAACCCUGACCAAGUUGUUUCUCAGUUCCACCAAGGCCUGUCAAAUACCUAAACUCUUCGGGUUUGGGGUUUUUUUAAGAGAAAUGUUAUCCAAUUAAUACACAUAGUAAUUAUGUGUAAUGUUCAGCCCAUUUGUUGGUUUUGCAACAAGGCAAAAUUAAUGCCAAUGUUUCACAUUCUUGGCAUUUUACUGGGCCGCCCUUGUAGAUCUGGACACAGCACUCUGCAGCUCUGGCACCAUGUGGUCAGCUUUGUCACAGGGAUCUGUACUAGAGCUAUGAGAGAAGUACAACAGCAGCUUGGAUACCUUGGGCUGGUUCUGGAGAUGGCCACAGCAGUGCCCCCAUCUUUGCUACUCUGAUCUUGUCAGAAGCUGCGGUACUGAAUUUGGCACACACCCAGCUCCCAGCUUUGGUCUCCCAGUACAUGACAGUCCAGGUGUUAAGAGGAUGGUGCCAGACUCUUUUUGGUGGUGUUCAGCAACAGAAUGAGGAGUAGUGGCCAUAAACUAAAACAUGAGAAGUUUCACAUCAACACAAUGAAGUUUUUUACACUGAGAGUGGGCGCUGCCUGGGAAGGUCGUGGAGUUUCCCUCUCCAGAGCCAUUCAAAACCAGGACGUGCUCCUGUGCCACCUGCACCAGCUGACCCUGCCAUGGCAGAUGAUGUCCAGGGGUCCCUCCCAACCCUAAGGACCCUGCGAUUCUGUGAAGGUGUUUCUCCUCAAUCCAGAGGCCACCUCGCCGCAGGGCUCAGCUGGAUCACACGCACCAGGAGCCUGGGCAGCAGGAUGAGAACCAAUUUAACAACCUUGUUCAGUUCCAGCCUCUCGGACGUGCUGAACAUGUCAGCGCACCUGAGAGGUCUCCUUUGCCUUUUAGAAAUGGGGCUUCCAGAACGAGGUGGCUUGUGCAAAGCCGCUGUGACCUCAUGCCCCAAACAACAGCUGAUUUAGGUUUUAAAAACACCAUUAUUGGCGGGGAGAGGGAACAAAACCAACCAAACAAAAAAGCCAAUCCGUACAAAACCCUGCGCUGUGGGAUUUUCUUGUACUUUGGCCUCUCUGGCGGCCCGUAGGAGGCCCCGGCGCUGCCGUGAGCGCGGCGGCCGCGCAGGCGCAGCGGUGCCGGGGUGGGCGCGGAUGGCGGCGGCGCCGUGCGAUGCUGCGCUGGCUCGUGGCCGUGCUCAGCCACUCCUGCUUGGUGCCCAGGGCCGGCUCCAUGUUCUACGCCGUGCGCAAGGGCCGGCGGACCGGCGUCUACCGCACCUGGGCGGAGUGCCAGGAGCAGGUGAACAAGUUCCCCUCCGCCAGCUUCAAGAAGUUCGCCACCGAGAAGGACGCCUGGGCCUUCGUGCGCGCCGGCCUGCCGGGGCCGCAGCAGCAGCCGCAGCAGCAGCCCGAGCCGGCAGAAGCAUUUGUUCCUCCAGCUGUAACACAAGAAAAUGGUAGUCAGAGAGAGAAACCAGAAUUAAAUACCAUGUGUUGCAGUACAUGUAAAAGGCCAUAUGAACAGUCUACAAAUGAAGAGCAGAUUGCAAAGCGUGUGAAACAUGAUGAAGUACACUCAGUGUGCUCAAUGCCAACAGUCAGUGAAGAUAAGUUUUCAUAUAUGGGUGACUUUGCAGUUGUUUAUACAGAUGGUUGUUGCUCUAGUAAUGGACGUAACAGGGCACGUGCUGGAAUAGGUGUCUACUGGGGACCAGGCCACCCUUUAAAUACCAGUGAAAGACUUCCUGGACGGCAGACUAAUCAAAGAGCAGAAAUCCAUGCAGCCUGCAAAGCAAUAGAGCAAGCCAAGAGUCAAAACAUCAAGAAGUUAAUAAUCUACACUGAUAGCAAGUUUACUAUUAAUGGUAUUACGAGCUGGGUUGACAACUGGAAAACAAAUGGCUGGAGAACAAGUUCAGGAGGAAGUGUAAUAAACAAAGAAGAUUUUCAAAGACUCGAUAGUCUAGUAAAAGACAUAGAAAUUCAGUGGAUGCAUAUUCCUGGUCAUGCUGGCUUCCAAGGAAAUGAAGAAGCUGAUAGACUAGCAAGAGAAGGAGCUUGUAAACCACAGUGCUGAUGGCCUGGGACUAGAGACUGUUGCACUGGGAGAAAAGGGCCUAACAUGACAGCAACAACUUGAACUGCUGAAAUUGUUUUGGAAUUGAACUUUGAGCUGUACUUCUUUCUGGCCUGAAGCACUAAAUAUAAACCAACUUCUGGGAAGGAAAACCCCACAUUUUCUUCUGUUGCAUUUGUUUUACAAUUGAGACAAUAUUUAGUUGAUGAUACUGAGUAUUUGUUUUUUCUUCAUCUAUUGGAAAGGCUGUGGUCAGUGCUUUUAGCUGUCUUGUGUACUUAUGAACUCACCUUACAGACAGGCUUCUGAAGAAGUAAUUUGAAAUCAAAGUGUUCUGUAUUUUCCUCUUAAUUAAAUAAACUCGUUUUUGUUUUUG
This is a messenger RNA of Agelaius phoeniceus (red-winged blackbird), 4586 nucleotides long. RefSeq names its product ribonuclease H1 (gene RNASEH1). Gene Ontology annotation, biological process: DNA replication, removal of RNA primer. Gene Ontology annotation, molecular function: magnesium ion binding; nucleic acid binding; RNA-DNA hybrid ribonuclease activity. The record is from RefSeq and is a predicted model, not a curated record. Lineage: Eukaryota; Metazoa; Chordata; Aves; Passeriformes; Icteridae.